AACGAUAUAUCGCGUCACUCGCUUUCCAUUCGAAAGCGACGAAUCUUCAACCUGAAGCGCGACUGCAUUCUCCAUCGAGCCUCACACUUCCUUUUUCUGUUUCUUCUUUAUUUUUGUAUUAUUGUUAUCGUUGUAUGUACACCACGGUACAUAAUAGUGACCUUGUUUGUAACCUCCGGGGGUUGCGAUUUUUUAUUUAGAAUAUUAAUUCAAAGGACUGCUGCGAUCAUUACAGCGAACUUUUGUAUUUUGUACGAUAGUCGAUAUAUUUGAUGCUCCGCUUGAUAAUUGGAGACUUUGGUGUGAAUCCUUCAUCACACGGUACACAAAUCGGUAUACAAAUUUUGAACGGUGUUUCUAUUGUUGUUUUCCUUCAUUGAUGCUUGGAUCUGAUAAAGAUUGAAAGAUUUUCAGCGAUAGAAGGCAGCUCCAAUAUUUAAAUUGCAUUUAUUGGAAGAGAAAGAAAGGAAUAAUAAUUGUACAGCGUUCUGUUAAAAAAAAAUAGGCAAAAUGAAGGUGGGAUUGUUAAAGAAUUUCGUGCAUUAUUUUAACCUGGAAGAGGGUACAGUGUUAAUAGCAGUAUUUCAAUUGCUUAUAUCAGGAUUCAAUAUGACAUUCUUCGUGCUGGCACUAGUACACACAAUGGGAAUUCAAGAAAUGGUAGUAAGGGACACAGAGGAUGCUCUCGAGAGAGAAGCCUUAGAAGAUAUAUCGUCUAAUCAUCUAAAUACUAAGAAAAUGGAUAUGGCGCACCAUAAUGCAACUGGUGCUUACAAUAUAAUCUUACAAAUAUUUUAUAUUGUAAUACUUUCGCAUUCAUUUAACUGUUUAUCUCUGCUAUUCGCUCAUUAUACAUCAAUUUUCAAAAUCUUUUACACGUGUUUAGAAACGGUGUACUCGAUAUAUUGCGGUCUGGUGAUCACAGUGAUACAUUUUAUUUCCACUAUCCUGCUGUUGUACGGUGUGCUGGCGAACAAUCGCCACUUCAUGGCGCCCUGGUUGGUGGUCAUGAUGACGAUAAUAUCGGCGUUGACAAUUUCUGUGUUCGUGGUAGAACAAGGCUGCCCGUUUAUUGCUACGCUCGGAGGCAAUGCUGAUAUUUGUGAACGCAUAAUCGUUCUGCUCGUCGCAAUCAGUAAUUCUUACGUGUGGCUCGUCGUGUACAGCGCUUACAAGAGUCUCGAGACUAAGAAAGGACUGACCCACGUUCUUCAUGGCGUGAAGAAAAAGCCUGCAGUUCCAGUCGUGAAAAAAUCGAAAGCCGUUAAGGCGGGCGCGAAUAAACCUUUCGAGGUUUAAAGAUUAUUAAACAAAGAUAUAGAGAUAGCGACAGAAAGUCGGAUUUAUUCGUUACAAUGAAUGAGAAAGGUUGCGUUCGAUGGCAAGAGCUCUCGUUAUCGGGAAGUACCUUUCAAAUGACAGUGUUUUUUAAACAAAUUUUAAGAUCACCCUCGGUCUGCCAACAAGGCCUACGGAUUCAAUCUUGUCAUGUAAAAUUUUGUAAUCUAGUCAAAAAUGUCAACGUGUUCCGUCUUUGACGAUAAUUGAACAAAAGGAAGGAAAGACGAAUGAGAAAGGUGCGGUAAAUUUAUGUUAGAAAAACACUGUGCAUCUUAUUUCUAUACAUAACACGAUGGAGAUGUUCCAUUUUACAAAAGCUCAAAAUAAAUCUGCAGUACAAAAAGCCUGCUUCGUAUUAUUAUACGUGUUAUUGUUCAUAUGUUAUGAUUAAUUGUUAAGAGCUUCGCGUUGUUUUUUAAUGAUAUCUUGAAAUUUCGAACAACGCACAGAGAUGAAUAAUUACAAUAUUCCUAAUGUAAAUCUAAACUGCAUAUCGAAAUGCGAUGACGCAUAUAUCGUAAUAUAAUAUAUAUAUAUAUUAUAUAUAUAUAUUUUUUCUUUCAUUUCAAACCCGAUACCAUAACAAAUUGUAAAAAUUUUUCAAUUUAACAACGACUCUAGGUUAAAAAGCUUUGGUUUAGCAACGUGUAUUCUCUUUCUGUAAGACUGAAUUUUAAUUACUAAUGUUGCGUAAGACUUUUUAUCAAAUUUCGCAUAAUAUAUACAUAUAUGUAUAUAUACAUAUAUAUAUAUUACAAAACAAAAAAAAAGAAAUAAAAUACAUGCUUGCAACUGAUCAAUAUUAUUUAUAUUUUAUUAUAAACAAAUACAGCGUUUCGUCUCAUGAUCAUUUUUAUUUUAUAUUCGAUCCCAACUUCUUUGUGACACUACAAACUUCACAUUUUGUGGUAAUAUUUCAAUAACAAUAACUGAAUGUAGGUAUUUCUUGUGUAUAUGUAUAUUAAAUGUAUGAAAUGAUAAAAAUAAAAAUAAAGCUUAUAAAACUCGA
Messenger RNA from Bombus huntii, 2350 nucleotides. RefSeq lists its product as uncharacterized. The transcript is spliced from 5 exons. The record is from RefSeq and is a predicted model, not a curated record. Lineage: Eukaryota; Metazoa; Arthropoda; Insecta; Hymenoptera; Apidae. The coding region runs from base 511 to 1299 and encodes 262 amino acids.